AUGGCUCCUUUUUACAAAUUUUAUGUUUUUCAUAUUUUUGUAAAUAUUAUGCUUCAUGGAAUUAGUCUUGCAAAAAUUUUUGUUGAACAGUAUAAACCAUUUGUCAAAUUAAUAAAUAAUGAAUCAUCAUAUAAUUUAACUAUUUUGUAUACAUUUUUUCUUCUCCUAAAAUCAUAUUUAUUUACAUCAUGCUGUUGUAUCUCUGCUAUACAUUUUUUAUCAAUAUUUUUAAAUUAUGAUAUUAUUUAUUAUGUAAAAAAAAGAGUAAUAUAUAUUAUUGUUGGAAAUAUUAUAAUUAGUCUUAUUCCAUGUUGUAAGGCAAACACAAAGUGA
Molecule: messenger RNA, 333 nt
Organism: Strongyloides ratti
Lineage: Eukaryota; Metazoa; Nematoda; Chromadorea; Rhabditida; Strongyloididae
Exons: 3
Coding region: 1-333 (110 amino acids)
Source: RefSeq, a predicted model, not a curated record